Messenger RNA from Sitodiplosis mosellana (orange wheat blossom midge), 2195 nucleotides. RefSeq lists its product as uncharacterized. Gene Ontology annotation, molecular function: long-chain fatty acid-CoA ligase activity. The record is from RefSeq and is a predicted model, not a curated record. The transcript has 5 exons. Gene Ontology annotation, biological process: long-chain fatty acid metabolic process; fatty-acyl-CoA biosynthetic process. Bases 372 to 2009 code for a protein of 545 amino acids. Lineage: Eukaryota; Metazoa; Arthropoda; Insecta; Diptera; Cecidomyiidae.
GAAUCACGUACAUUUGAUAGGUGUAUUCUCUACGAUGCAAUUUCUUCAUACAACCCGGAAAAAAACGAGAGUACUUGAAUUUCAAAUACGCUUGAAGUAUUCGAUAACUGGGUGCUUGUGAGUGGUAGACUAGCGAAUAUAAAUGCAUCGAAAAAAUUGCAUAUAAAUUCACCGAGUCAGCAGAAGCAUCACAUUCAAUUGCCAUUUGAAUUGAUUCAAUUCGAGAGAUAGUUUAUUCACAAUAGAGAUUCAGAGAGUUAACCUCACAAAUUUUUUCAGCUCUACUUGGAAGUUAUUACAUUGUGAGUCCCAUUUAAACUCCUUUUUGCUGCACUCGUUUACACACUUCGUGGAUACUGCAAUUAUUUAAAAUGUUUCGUACAAUAUUCGACAAAGAACGAAAACAAUGGAGCGGCCCAAAAACGGAAUCCAUUUUCAAUCCUCAUUCAUCUUUAGGGAACGUUAUUCUGAAUGUGCUUCAAGUUAAUGGCUCUAGAGUUGCUCAGAUUUGCGCAGAUACCGGUAAUCGUACCACAUUCGAUGAGUUGCAUACACUGACAGUUCGUGUGGCUAAACGUCUUCGAAAUUUCGAAUUUGAAAAAGGUCAAGUCAUUUUCUUUUUGACAAAUAACUCCGCCGACAUCCCAGUGCUAGUGUUUGCUGCAAUGUGCUUAGGAUGUCCAGUAGCAUCGCUACCGUCAUUCCAUUCAAAAAUGGAAUAUUUUCAACAUUUGAGUGCUGUGAAACCGAAAUAUGUGUUCUGUGACCUGGAAUACUAUGCCAUAAUGAAGGACUGUAUCUCUAACUUGAAGAUUGAAGCAAAAUUCUUCACAUUUGGUGGUCAGAUCGAAGAAUCCGUUUCAAUAAACAAUCUGUUCGAAAAAGACAAUAUAGACUUAUAUUUUGUUCCAACGAAGGUGAAUGGCAUCACGGACACGGCAUUUAUUAUUCAAACAUCUGGCACGUCCGGCAUACCAAAAGCUAUUUGUUUCUCACAUGCGGCAAUAUUGGACAAAAUCAGGCGAUUAUCACAAAUCAUUCGAUCAACGGACGUUGUUCUGGGAUUUGAAAACUGGCAUUUCGUAACCGGAGUUCGUGUACUUUUUGGUGCAACGUUAAAUGGUUCGACGAGAAUUGUGAAUGAGGGCUCCUUUUCGCCCGAACGCUUUUUCGAUCUGGUUGAACGAUUCGAAGUGACAUUCGCUUUGAACUCAGUGAUUGAAAUUUCGCAACUACUUGAUCAUCCACGAAUCGAGAGUGCCGAUCUGUCCAGUUUGAAGUACUAUACUUGCGGUGGCAUGAAAAUACCAUAUGAAAUCGUUCAGAAAAUGAAUAAAUAUCUAAAAGGUGGUCGAUUUUGUCAUAAUUAUGGAAUGACUGAAUUGCUAGGAUCAGUCGCCAUCAAUUUGUAUCACACAAGAAAUGCUAGUGCCGGUCAAUUGAUCAGUGGAUGUGAAGUGAAAAUUAUCAACGAACGCGGAGAACGAUUGGGCGUUGAUGAAGAUGGUGAACUUUGUAUUCGGCAACCAUAUCCAUUUCUUCGUCACCUGCUCGAUGAUGACCACGAAAACGAAAUUGUACACAACAAUUUUGAUAACGAAGGUUUCUUUGCCACUGGAGACAUCGCUCAUUUCGACCAAAAUAACGAUUUGUUCAUCAUUGGACGGAAAAAGGAUUUAUUCAAAUCUUGUGGCGACUACACAGUCAUCCCAAUCGAAAUGGAGGAAUUUUUGAACCAAAUCGAUGGUGUUCAACAAUCGUGCGUUGUACCCAUUCCGGAUGUAAGAUACCAUAAUUUACCGGCGGCAGUCAUUGUGAAAACAAAACGAUCAAAUUGCUCUGCAGAAUCCAUCUACGAUGCCGUUAGGGACAAUUUUGCACCUUACAAACACCUUCAAGGUGGCGUCUACUUUGUAGAUUCAUUACCACUGACGAACUCUGGAAAAGUUGUUCGACAUUUAGUCACUGAAAUGGCAAUCAAUCUUUAUGACAAACAAAAAAAUCGUUGAAUUAAUCCACUGAAAUUGUCUUUUAUUCGUGAAAUUGAUGGAAAAUUUCUGAAAUUGUCAAAUAUGUCAUGUACUCUUUCUUAUUGUGACUCAUAAAUCGAUGGAACUGUAAAUAAAAAAAAUAAGAGCAAUUCAACCCAAUCUAAAGUGGAACAGCUGGUGAUAUGCAUGUUGAUGGGCGUGAAA